UCUGAUUAUGAUGUGAGUGUCUGAUGAAGGCCGCAAACGCGCGAAAAUUAAAAGAAUUGUACGUAACAUGCGAUAGCCUUCUGGCCUGUCGAUGCGAAGCGACGGAUCGGACGGCCACUGCCACCCGUGGGCUGUCGGCUUCCUCUAGCUCUAGCUCUCGCGGUGCUACCGGUACCGGCGCGCGCGGCAGAUCGUUGCGUACCAUAUGACGGAGCCCAUGUCAAGAAUGAACUACACUGCCUAGAAUUUCUAGUCAACUCCUGUCGAUUCUGCAUCCCACGUUCAUGACGUUCUAACUUGGCUGUUCCGCGUCUGGUAACUGAAUAAAUAUUGAGAAUGGGAAUUCAGGGACUUCUCCCAUUCUUGAAGGAGGCAUCUGAGCCUAUUCACAUCAGGAAAUACAAGGGGUAUACCCUUGGUAUUGAUACAUACUGCUGGAUACAUCGUGGAGCAGUAGCCUGUGCCACUCAGUUAGCUAAAGGAGAUCCGGCUGAUCAUUUUGUAAGAUAUUGCUUGAAGUAUGUUAACAUGCUGAGGGCGCUAGACAUCAAACCAGUCAUGGUGUUUGACGGAAGGAAUCUACCGGCAAAAGCUGCCGUUGAAGACAGCAGAAGAGAACGACGAGAGACAUACAGUCGAAAGGGACGUCAGUUCUUGAGAGAAGGGAAGGCCAGUGAAGCAAGGGAUUGUUUUGUGAAAUGCAUCAAUGUUACACCAGAGAUGGCUUUGGAUGUAAUGAAGGCGGUAAGGAGCUUCGGUGUAGACUGCAUUGUAGCUCCUUACGAGGCCGAUGCACAACUGGCCUACCUUGAGAAACAUGGCUUUGUUCAGGCUGUCAUUACAGAAGACUCGGAUCUCAUUGCGUUUGGCUGUAAGAAGGUCAUCGUCAAGCUAGACUUGGCAGGUAACUGCAUGGAAGUAGACUCCUCGCGCCUCAAUAUAGCCAUGAAGGUCGGAGAGAAAUUCACACCUGAGAAGUUCCGCUAUAUGUGUAUCGUUGCUGGUUGCGACUACCUGGCGUCGCUGCCAGGGAUAGGUAUCGGCAAGGCACGGAAACUCUUCCAGCUGACAGUAAACCCUGAUAUUAAACAGGUUAUUAAGAGAAUGGCAACGACCCUGAAAAUGAAAUCAACAACUGUGACCCCAGAAUACAUGGAGGGAUUCCAGCAGGCAAACAACACAUUCCUAUAUCAACUGGCCUAUGACCCCAAUAAGAAGAAGCUGCAACCUUUAACCCCAUACCCGCCAGAGGUCGGACCAUCAACGCUGACCUACGCUGGCAAAUAUGUUGAUGAAAACAAGGCUUAUCAGAUGGCGUUGGGUAACAUCAAUUUUAACACCAUGGAAAGAAUGGCAGACUUUGAUCCAAUGGUCAACAAGCAUCAUGACAAGAAGACACCAAGGUACUUGUUGAGUAUUUGGCAUAAGGACUACCAACCAGGUCCUGGACUAGGAUGCUUGGACCAGGACCAUGUAGAACGAGAAGGGACAAAGGGAAAAGAAAUAACUGUCGAGGUUAAGCACAGACUGAUCCAGAAGAAGAGACAGAGAGAGGAAGAAGAGGAAGUUCAAGGUCCAUCAGAUGACCAGCUCUCCUCCAUGUAUACCAACACCACGGCCAAAGGAUGGUCAGAUGAGAACCAGUGGUUAGAAUGCCAACGGGUCAUCCCCGAGACUCCUGACAAAGAUGUGAUAGAAGAGAUCAAACCUGCUAAGAGGAAUAGGUUUGCUACUAAGCUAACAUCCAAGAAGAGAGCUAACAUAGUCAACAGUGGAGAGGUGGUUACUAGUAGGUUUUUCCAGCCCAAGAAGCUGGAUGUCUCAGGAGAGAAUAAGCAGCAGAUACCUGGUGAUAGCAAGAUCAAAAUGGAAAAGAAAGAAAACCAAAGAAUUAAUAUGAACACUUCAGGACUUCUAGAAGGAAUUGUCGACAUUGAAAUGGAACAACAGAAACAAUUCAAAGCAGAAAGUGACGGUGAUGAUGAAGAGACUGAAAACUCAGAGGACGUGAUUGCGAUUGAAUCGAAGGAAAGUAUUUGUGGUAGUCGUUCCAAACAGACACAUGUCUCAAAGAGCAUAAAUGCAUUACAAAGGUUUCAGAGGUCUUCCUCUGCCCCUGUACUAAUGAAAACUGAAAGGAAUCUUUCAUCAAACUCACUCUCUACCUCUGUGAAACCUAAAACCUUGCCCGCAAGCCAGCAAUCUGAAGAUAUCCCUGACUCACAGAAGAGCAUUAUAGAGAUUGAAUCCUCUCAAGAUUCUGUAUGUUCGGUGAGGAGUGUCGAUACCUGCAGUCAAUCGUCAUCACUGUCUUCAAGCCAGAGACAAGGUACACCCAGACCUAGGGGUGCCUUCUCCUGGAGCAGGAAAAAAGAACUACAAGGCAAGAAGUCUACCAAGGACAGUAAACAGACCACAUUGGGGUCACUCAGUAACUUCCUAUUCAAACCCACACUGCAAAAGAAACCCAUGCCAAGGCAGGCUGUUGUAAGUGUCCAAGAUGGCCUACCGGAGAGCAACAGCCUGAGCAGGAGAGAUUCAUUUGAGAGACCAUCCUCCCCUGUGUCGCAGGAUUCCUCAUCGCAGCUCUUGAGUCUGUCUCGUUCCUCAUCCAUACCGGGAAGCAUGGACAUGGCAAGACUAGGUGAAGACAUCACUUUCAUGGAUUCACAGAGCAGUAACAUGACAGAAAGCCAGGACACUAGUUCUAUUGAUCUCACAUCAGAUGCAACCUCACAGCUCAUAGAGUUAUCUAUACCCCCACUCCCUCAGCUACCAUUCCAGAUAGAUGUCAACACAGAGGAGGAGAGUAAAAGAGAGAGGAUGGAAGGGAUUGGAAGAGCUGGAUUGUCUAGAAAGAGAAAGAAAAUCCCCUCAUUUGAUGAUCACUCUCCAACCAAAGUCACCAGUGUAGUGUCCAGUCCUGAUACCGACGAUGUGUCUCUUUCCAGUUCCACCGCAUCAUCACCUCCACCGGCUUCUGCAUCUUUAGACACCGCCAAAAUCAUUGCCAUGGCAACUGCAUCACAAUUUAAAGACUCUAAUCAAAAUGAUGCUGUUUCAGGAGCAAUUCAAGGAGCAGGGGAUGGUCUUGGGUCAUCUGGUUGCUCUAGGGGAGGAGAGACGGAGGUGUCGUUGGGUGUGGUCGGGAAGAAGGGCGUGGUAAUGCAAGAAGAGGAAUGGGAGAACACUCCACCAGGGAGGGGAGGGGUGUCGCCCUACAAGAGACACCGGAAUAGAAGUCUAUCAGGAAAAAGACAUCAGGGACCAGGAGCUGGGUUCACCAGAGAAGCAAAUCAACAAAAUGCCAUCAUUUCUGAGCCAAAGAAACAAUCAGCCUUUCUUGGUAAAUGUAAAGCAUCUGGUCUGUCCAAGAAGAGACGACUGAGUGGCAAAGGCAAACCAGAAGCAACUCCUAAGGGACAAACUUCUCUUCUUGCAUUCAUGGCGAAACCAAAGACAAGGAAUCCACUGAUCAGCCAGAAAGGGGUUUCUCCACUCUCACCAAAUAGAGCAAACAUACAUGCAGACCUCACUCCAGAAACAGAUGGUAGUCUACUGUCCAGACAGGGACGUGCACUCGCCACCAAGAGGCAUAUAUUUGAGUAACACUGUCCGUCACCGCAUCAUUUUCAUCAUCAUUGUACACGUCUUGAUCGUCGGUUACCUAUCCUCAAGUCCAGUACUUCAUAACAUAAACAUGGUCUGGUGGUUCUAUCUCUCGCUUUUGAAACUGAGGGCCAUGGGUUCUAAUCCCAGCCAUGGCAUGAGAUCCUUCAGUAAAAAAUUGGGCCACAGUGUGCUGCACUUAACCAACGUGAAAUGGGUCCACAGUUGCCAGGACAAACCUGUGACACCAUAGUUUGCGCAUAUUUUGUAAGAAUUUUUUGGAGGGCUAAUACCAAUUGAUAUGCUAUUAUUUCUUCAUGAGAUUUGACAUACCAUAAAGUGUAAACAUAGAGAAAGUACUAGACUUAUUUGUAGUCAAUUUUUUUUCUUGUCACAUGAGAAUUCAUGUCUUGUAUUAAUUAUUGUCAAGAUAGAUCACAAACGAUAUUGUUCAAUGCUAUUCAAUACCAAUUUAUUGCAUUCAGUCGUAUUCAGUGAAGUGUGAUUCACUAGUAUAUUUAAUUAAUUGGCUGCCCUUUACUUUUAUUAGGAAUCACACAAUAUGGUGGUAAAAUGUACAUUCAGUUUAUUCGACCAAAUAGUAAACCAAUUCGGUUAUGCACAUGUGGCAUUAGACUAUCUGAUGAGCAGACCAAGAACUUGUACAUCCAUUGAAUGUACCGUUGAUAGUAAAUGUAUGUUUGUGUAAGUUACAAGUGCAGCUAGGUAAAGGAUGUUAAUGUAAUUUAAGCAAGGUUCAGCAAUUAUUGUAAACUGUCCAUGCAAUCAAGUUUCCGAUCCAAACUCCAUUGUUAAUGUAAUCAACCUUAUCAUUCUUUUCAGGGACUCUACGUAACACUUUACAGAUUAAUUGAAGUUAUGUAAAUGCUUCAAGGAAAGGCUGUGAAGAUAAAAUGUCAUUUUUUGUUAUCCCAACAGGAUUUGGGAGUUGUUGAUGAUGGCUUUAAUCUUUUUUAUAUUUCAUUGUCACCUUUAGUAAAUCAAUCAAAGUCUUGAGGCGAGACCUUGGUCAUGUUAUAUAAAACAAAAUAAAAUAAUUCUACAAUUGACUGUACGUUUACUUGUAUUAUUGUCAGUCUAUCAGUUUCAUUUGAUUUAGAUUUAAGUUUAAAUAGAUCCAUGAAACUUUGCAUUGCUUAUAUGAGGAAUGGAAGGGAAUAGACAGCUAGAUUUAAUUCCAUGUGUGUAUGCUCAAAGGGACAAAGGAGGGAUUAAUAAUUAACCAUAGUUUAAAAUGAAUAUUGGUCAAUUUAAAAUGACAACUGGGAAAUUAUAGAACUAUUGACCUAUUAAAUGUUGAUUUACUUCAACCCAUUACAAAGCAGAAUUAUAUCUAACUUGAAUUAUAUAAACCCAUUUUCUUUCAUUUCAUGUCUCUUUACAUUCUAGUCAAUUUGUUUAAUGAAUAAAUUAAACCAUUAAGACUGUUUAGUUUCGACAGAUUUCAGUAAUGUUCUUGAAAUCUAUGAGUAAGUAAACAAAAACUAGUAACGCAAAUGUUUGUGAUGGAUUAAAAAUAUGGGAGCAUCAUUUUGAUUGGUUUCAGCUCAGUGUUAUGAACAAAAUACAAAUGCAAUAAUGAUAUUGAUUGGUCAUUGCCAUUUCGCUAUCGAUUGCAAACAUGUUACAGAACUCUAGUGUUAGUUUAGUUUUAUUUUAUUUUAUUUUUUUUUAGGCUUUUUUUUUUUGGGGGGGGGGUUAAUGCAGGUGGGAGACCGUUUUCUCAUUUUACCACCUCAUGAACUAGUGCUUACUUUUAUCAAAUUUGAUCAAUUUAAACAAUUAAGUAUUAUCAAGUUUAAUUAUGAACCAAGAGUAAUAUUGUAUGUGUGUAAUGAUAUGAUGGAUAAUAUUGUCAUUUUUUAUGAUUUGAUGUAAGGAUGUAUGUGGUUCAUAUCUCAUGAACACCAUGUAUCUGAAGUCAAUUGUUGUUUUGUCUAAUAUUUUUUCCCCCUCAUUGGUGUUGGUGUAACUAAUCAUGAAGAUCUUCGUGUAAGAUAAUUUGCUGCCAAAUUAACUUUUGUGUGCCACAAUUUUACCAGAAAUAAACAAUUUCAGCCAAAUAAAUUA
Molecule: messenger RNA, 5700 nt
Organism: Lytechinus pictus (painted urchin)
Lineage: Eukaryota; Metazoa; Echinodermata; Echinoidea; Temnopleuroida; Toxopneustidae
Product: exonuclease 1-like
Exons: 16
Coding region: 337-3609 (1090 amino acids)
Biological process (GO): DNA recombination; mismatch repair
Cellular component (GO): nucleus
Molecular function (GO): metal ion binding; 5'-flap endonuclease activity; DNA binding
Source: RefSeq, a predicted model, not a curated record